This is a messenger RNA of Amaranthus tricolor (Joseph's coat), 2295 nucleotides long. RefSeq lists its product as uncharacterized. The record is from RefSeq and is a predicted model, not a curated record. The transcript has 3 exons. NCBI's taxonomy places the organism in Eukaryota, Viridiplantae, Streptophyta, Magnoliopsida, Caryophyllales, Amaranthaceae. The coding region runs from base 783 to 2270 and encodes 495 amino acids.
UUAAAGUACUUAAGUAAUGAAGUAGGCAAUAUAUAUAUAUAGAUUUAGGAUCAAAUGAGAAGAGGUCUUAAAAUGAGAAAGGUAAGAAAUAAUCUAAAGCAUUCAUUUUUUUGAUCAACGGACAGAUUUAAUUUGUUUAAGUUGAUAGUUGCACGCGGUUUUUUCAUGUAAUAUGAACCAGUUUUUUAUUGAUUAACCGGUUCAAUAUAUAAAGAAUCUUUUUUUUUCUCUCUCCGGCUUUACUUUCUCGACAUUUUCCUCCCGUUCCAUCUUCAAGAAUUUUCGUUUGAAUCUGCAUCUUCCUCCCGUUCUUCAACACUUAAAAUUUUCGUUUGAAUCUCGACAUUUUCAUUGUUCUUCAAUCGUUCUUCGAAUUUAUUUCAGGUAUUUCUUCAAUAAAACUCAACAAUGUCGACAUUUUUGCUUGUUUUGUGUUGUUGUUUCAGUUCUUGAAUUAGUAUAUAAAACUCAACCGUUCUUGAUUUAAGGGUUUAUUUUCUUCGAUUUUUGGUGUUUAUUUGAAUAUUACUCUAGUAUUUGAUAUUUAGGGUUAAAAUCUGUUGAUCUUCAUUCUGCGAUUUUCUCUUGUUCUGCGAUUUUACAUUUUCAUUCGAUUUUUAGGGUUUUGAUUUUUAUUCUCGACAUUUUGAUUUUUAUUCUGGUAUUUGAGUAUUAUUCUGGUAUUUGAUUUUUUAGGGUUUUUCAUUUGGUUUAAUUAUGUGAUUUAAAAUCUUUUAUGAUGAUGACUUCAACUUCGAUUAUCACACUUUUUUUUAGUUGUCAUGGCAAAAACAAGAGGUCGCAGUAUUCCAGUUGAUAUUCCCUCCACUUCUAAUUUACAUUUGAAUUCCAACACAAGAAAGAGAAGAGCUGAGGAAACUGACAAUGUACAACAAAGGUCUGUAAGAUUGAGAUCUACUUUUCAAACAAAAAGUAGACCUUCUCAAUUGAUCAAAAUGAUAAAGGGAUUCACUGAGAAACAAAAAAUCUCAGUGAGAGAGAUUGGUUUUGGUGGCCUUCUUAGUUUAAAGUUAUGUAGAAAUCCAUCUGCAAUGCUUGGUUGGCUUGUAGAUUGUUUUGAUCCCGGUAGUUGUAUGUUUUCAAUAGACUCUUUGAAGUGCUUUCCGAUUUCUGAACAUGAUGUAUAUGAUGUUUUUUGUCUACCUCUGAACCCAAACAAUGAUGUAGAAUUAGUUUCAAGGUGUGCGAACAAGUAUAAUCCUGAUUUUCCCUUGAAACAAGAAUUUAGAUCCUUUUUUGGUUUUGAAGAUACAAAUGCAGCAAUUCCUUUAGAAUUGCUUGAACGAAUGAUCCCUAAGAUGAUUGAUGGUGGGGAUGAGUUCAAGCAACUUUUUGUUUUGCAUGCUAUUUCUUCUUUCUUAGCCCCUACUCAAAACAGAACAAUAGACCUUAAGAUUGUAAAGUCCAUAGUAGAUCCGAAUAAGAUUAGUACUUUUAAUUGGUGUAAGUAUGUUCUUGAUCAGUUUUGUGACUCUGUUGUUAGAUAUCGUAAAAGAAAGUUACAAUUUUUUUCUAGAUGCAUUGUUUUGUUGGAAAUUAUUUAUUUUCAUCGUUUGAAAUUCAAGAAUAUCUCUUUGCCAUCCUCUUUACCUCUUAUCUCUCAUUGGACUGAUAAGGAUGUGUCAAAAAGAAUUAAGGAGGAAACAUCUGCUAAUCAUUUUGGCAGUGGUUUAAUUUUGAGUACAUAUCCUGUGAGUGAAACAAUGGUUUUUGAGUAUGGUCAAGCUGUUGGGUUAAAGGUGAACAACGUUGAUAUUGGACAACCAAGUGUAAAUGAAGAACCCUUCAGAGAUCAAACAGUGCAAGACGAUGAUAAAAUUGAGUUUCAGUUGCCGUUGAAUGCAAUGCGUAAUUCUGAUAUACGCCGAUUAGCUGAGGAUAAAAUAUGUGAGUUGCUGAUGCUCAUGAGGAGGGACACUCAAGUUGUCUCUGAGUUUUACAUGGAGAAAAUUAAAUUGUUCUUAGAACAAAAACGUUCAUUUUCUUCUCCUCCUGUCCCUUUUCCUGAUGUUCCUUCUACCUCAUCCACACCUUUUUCUGAAACCCAAAGUUUUUUUAUGAAUCCUACCGUGCUGAAUACAAUUGAUGAAAUAGUUGACACGGUUAAAUGGGUUUCCUCUAUUCCAAGGAUGGUGAAUGAGGUUUUUGUUGCUGAUGAGGGUAAUGUAGAUGUUGUUAAUGAUGUACUGGAUGAGGUUGAAUUGGAACAAGUUGUUAAUGAUGUGGCAAAUAAUGUCACUGUUUUUUAAAGCCAUGGUUAUGAGAAUGUAUUGA